AUGAGUAAACAGCAGGAACUGUAUGAGCAGUUAUGCCAGCAACUACGUCAAGCUUUACGUGAAAAGAAGCGUCAAGAACAGGCGUGGGACCAGCCUCAACAGGAAAUAUUUGAUAAAGAGACUGAAUAUCUAUCUGGCAAUCCUUCUAGCAAAUAUGGGACAAUUGUGAAAGGUUUUGAUGGAUUUGGAAAGCAUGCUUCACAAGAUAGCCACUCAUUUCAAGAUCAAGAUAGGGUAUUCUCGUUAAGUAGCGCGCUUUUUAUUAAACAACAAGAGGGCGUUCAAGACGAAGAGUAA
Messenger RNA from Eremothecium sinecaudum, 297 nucleotides. RefSeq names its product Eaf6p (gene EAF6). The record is from RefSeq and is a predicted model, not a curated record. NCBI's taxonomy places the organism in Eukaryota, Fungi, Ascomycota, Saccharomycetes, Saccharomycetales, Saccharomycetaceae. Gene Ontology annotation, cellular component: histone acetyltransferase complex. The transcript has a single exon. Bases 1 to 297 code for a protein of 98 amino acids.